Messenger RNA from Castor canadensis (American beaver), 1617 nucleotides. NCBI's taxonomy places the organism in Eukaryota, Metazoa, Chordata, Mammalia, Rodentia, Castoridae. The record is from RefSeq and is a predicted model, not a curated record.
UCCUGUGCUCUGUGUCCCCAGGCUGCUGAACCGGAUGUCCGCAGACGACCGGCACCUGGGCUCCAGCUGCGGCUCCUUUAUCAAGACCGAGCCGUCCAGCCCGUCCUCGGGCAUUGAUGCCCUCAGCCACCACAGUCCCAGCGGCUCAUCGGACGCCAGCGGUGGCUUUGGCAUGGCCCUGGGCACCCACGCCAACGGUCUGGACUCGCCGCCCAUGUUCGCAGGUGCGGGGCUGGGAGGCACCCCGUGCCGUAAGAGCUACGAGGACUGUGCCAGCGGAAUCAUGGAGGACUCGGCCAUCAAGUGCGAGUACAUGCUCAACGCCAUCCCCAAGCGCCUGUGCCUCGUGUGCGGGGACAUUGCCUCUGGCUACCACUACGGCGUGGCCUCCUGCGAGGCUUGCAAGGCCUUCUUCAAGAGAACCAUCCAAGGGAACAUCGAGUACAGCUGCCCAGCCACCAACGAGUGUGAGAUCACAAAACGGAGGCGCAAGUCCUGCCAGGCCUGCCGCUUCAUGAAAUGCCUGAAAGUGGGCAUGCUGAAGGAAGGUGUACGCCUCGACCGAGUGCGUGGAGGCCGCCAGAAAUAUAAGCGACGGUUGGACUCAGAGAGCAGCCCAUACCUGAGCCUACAAAUCUCUCCACCUGCUAAAAAGCCAUUGACCAAGAUUGUCUCAUACCUACUGGUAGCCGAGCCAGACAAGCUGUAUGCUAUGCCUCCCCCUGGGAUGCCUGAGGGGGACAUCAAGGCUCUGACCACUCUCUGUGACCUGGCUGACCGGGAGCUUGUGGUUAUCAUCGGCUGGGCCAAGCACAUCCCAGGCUUCUCAAACCUCUCGCUGGGCGACCAGAUGAGCCUGCUGCAGAGCGCCUGGAUGGAGAUCCUCAUCUUGGGCAUCGUGUACCGCUCGCUGCCCUACGAUGACAAGCUGGUGUACGCCGAGGACUACAUCAUGGACGAGGAGCACUCGCGACUGGCAGGGCUGCUGGAGCUCUACCGUGCCAUCUUGCAGCUGGUACGCAGGUACAAGAAGCUUAAGGUGGAGAAGGAGGAGUUUGUGACACUCAAGGCCCUGGCCCUCGCCAACUCAGAUUCCAUGUACAUCGAGGACCUGGAGGCCGUGCAGAAGCUGCAGGACCUGCUGCAUGAGGCGCUGCAGGACUACGAGCUGAGCCAGCGCCACGAGGAGCCGCGGAGGACCGGCAAGCUGCUGCUGACGCUCCCCCUGCUGCGACAGACGGCUGCCAAGGCCGUGCAACACUUCUACAGCGUCAAGCUGCAGGGCAAGGUGCCCAUGCACAAACUCUUCCUGGAGAUGCUGGAGGCCAAGGUCUGAUGGCCCGGCACACAGAUGGAUGGACAGAUGGACCCAUGCAGAGACCUCCACAGUCACCAGCCUCCACCUUUGACCCCUGCAUUGUGGUUCUGAGCUGUCCCAGAGGAAGGUUUCCUGCUUCCCAGCCACAUGUGCAGACUCCUGGGGGAGGUGGGGCAGGGGCAGGGAGGGAGGGCAGGGGCGCUCUUUCUUUGGUAUGUUUUUCCCUCUCCGUGGGCAGUACUGGGACCUGGGCCAGGGCUGACUCCCCUUGGGACUGCAGAGCUCUGGAGUAAGCCCCC